Molecule: messenger RNA, 1377 nt
Organism: Penicillium chermesinum
Lineage: Eukaryota; Fungi; Ascomycota; Eurotiomycetes; Eurotiales; Aspergillaceae
Product: DUF3712 domain-containing protein
Exons: 3
Coding region: 1-1377 (458 amino acids)
Cellular component (GO): fungal-type vacuole membrane
Source: RefSeq, a predicted model, not a curated record
AUGGGCAAGCAGAACGUUGACCGGCCCGCAUAUCUGAGUUCCGAUGAUGCAAGAUACUCGGUCGGCAUUCAUCGAGGCCCAAUGGCUCCGAAGGGCCUCGAUGAGAGCUCCAAGCUGGAACUGGUCGAGUCUGCAGGGGGCCGCUCGCUCGCGACCACCCGCACCCGCAGGCAAAAGUUUGCUGCGCAUUGGAGGCGCUUCUGGUUCUGCUACCUCCUCGGGAAUGUCAUCUUUCUCGCUAUUUUCCUCCCCGUCUUCUUUCUCGUCGCCAUCCCGGCCAUUUCGCAGCUAGUCGUCAACAAAUCAGACCUGGUUCUCGUCAAUGCGUCUGUCAUGCAGCCGAGACCAGACUCGAUUGUGUUAACCCUGCAGUCUGCGCUCGACUUGCAUCUCGCCCUGUCGGUCCGCAUUGAGCCUCUCAGUCUGAACCUUUUCGAGCGAGAUACUGGCCCCGAAUAUCCCUGGGGCAAGGGCAAUAUUCCUGGAAUCACCAUUCGGGGGAAUACCACCCUGGGUGUGAAAACGCAGCACACGCCGCUCCUCAACCAGACAGUCUGGACCGAUUAUGUCCAUGAUGUGGUGUUCAAGAAGGAGUCGACAUUGGCUGUGCGUGGAUCCACUAAUUCCUAUUUGGGGGUGCUCAAAUCGCACGUCACGAUGGACAAAGAUAUUACAUCGCCGACUUUGAACUCCUUCGAAGGCUUCAGCUUAUCCGACACUUAUCUCAAGCUUCCUCCUCUCGAGGAUGGCACCAACCUGCUCGGCAACGCUACGCUCCCCAACCCCUCCGUGCUCACCCUGGAAAUUGGCCAAAUCGUCUUGGAAGUCAAGAGCGGCGACCUCGUUAUCGGAAAUGCCACCCUGGAAGACGUGAUUCUUCGACCCGGCAACAAUACCUUCCCGGUGAAGGGUAUACUGGAUAUCCCCACCAUCCUCCAAAACAUCGGCCAGGUUUUAGCCGACCAGGGCCCCUCGAUCAAGCAAGGCAGUCUUAGUUUAGUCUCGACCACCCGCACAGUCAAGUGGAACGGCACCGUGGUUCCGUACUACACGGACGUGAUGUCGCAGCUCCCACUGACCGCCAAGGUCGGGCUGGUCUCGACCGUGAAAAAGACAGUCCAAGAGCUCUUCAGCGGCGGCAAGAACAUCACAGACGUGAUCCACGAGCUGACCUCAUACUCCAAGGGCAAUGGCACCGCUCUCCUGGAUGACCUCAAGCAGGGCAUCCAGGCUAUCGAGGGCAAGAACAGCAGCUCGGGCGCCCUGCACGAGAUGGUGAAGCGUAAUCUCUACUUGCGCGAUGAAUUCCAGGAAAGCCACCCUGAUCAAACGGACGAACUUUUCAACUCGCUUACGUCGUGGAUUGCGAAGCACUAA